This is a messenger RNA of Rhea pennata, 1245 nucleotides long. It is a transcript of the gene PDZK1IP1, whose product is annotated as PDZK1 interacting protein 1. The record is from RefSeq and is a predicted model, not a curated record. The transcript has 4 exons. NCBI's taxonomy places the organism in Eukaryota, Metazoa, Chordata, Aves, Rheiformes, Rheidae. The coding region runs from base 1 to 360 and encodes 119 amino acids.
AUGCCCGCCCGCCGGCUCGCCGCCCCGUGCCUGCUCCUGCUCCUGCUCCUGCUGCUGGAGCCCGGCUCGUGUCAGGAAGCCCGGGGUAACCUCCAGCCAUGGUCACAAGGUGUCAUCGCAGUGGUUGUGUUUCUAGUCCUGGUGGCCAUCGCUUUUGUGGUCAAUAAGUUCUGGUGUAAGGAGAAAGAGGAAAACGUCGAGGCAGUGGUGAGCAUCGGAGACAAGCAGGAAGUUGUCCUGUCCAAUGGCCAUGAAGGGAGAUAUGUAACAGCAGCAGCUGACUUCAGGUCCAAAGAGAGCCAGCAUGCCUAUGAGAACCCCUUGGAGCCUGAAGAGAAGGUGGUCACCACUGCAAUGUAGCACAUGCUCGGGCGAUCAGCCCUCAUUCGUCCUCUCCACCCCUCACUUUUCUUCCCCCUGUCAUGAUGGGCAUUUUCACAGGGACCCUCUGCACUGACUUCUCCCAUACAUGACGGCUGCUUUGACCUCUCCACGUCACCUUUUUCUGACUUUCUCCCUUACCUUGUCCCAUGUGCAGGAUGGCUCAUGUUCUUCUGCCUCUUAGCAAGGCUCCUUAGAGGCUGUUAUCCAUGCAGGGCUCUGUCUCCGGGAGAGUGAGACCUCUCCUGCUGUGGGAUCACCAGACCCUGUAGCUCAGGCCAAUCUUUCCCGAUCCCUGCGGAGCUGUGGGGAUGCUGACCUGCUCUAGAUAUGGCCACAGGCCUGGAGCCAAUCAUGGGAGUCUCAUUUUGGUUGCAUGGGACUGUGUCAACCCUGGAGGCAUUUCAGGAUUCCCACCCUGCCUAACCCACAGAGGGAAGGGGAGGGGAUGUCCGAGAGUGCAGCGCAACCGAAGCCCUGGGACCGAUGCAGAGAGAGGGCAGGAGAAACCCAUCCUCCUCUACACCCCUCUAGGCACAGGAGAGUCUGGUCCUGAGUCAUGGCUGCCUCUACCUGACUGCAUCCCCAGCAGCCCCAGGGCUGGUUGUCCCUUCACUGACACAUUGCCCCUGUCACCUCUUGUUACUAGCUCUUUUGGGGACCUGGCUGCACUGGAUAUGGGGCCAAAUAGGGCAGGGGACUCCCUCUGCCCUCCCCCCUAUCCCAAGCCAACCUCCUGGGAGCUGCCAAUUGAAAUCUUCUUUCUCCAUAUUUCACCCUCUUUUGGACAACUAAAGGACCUGAACUGAGCAUUUUAAUUUCAGAAUAAAUCAUUUCCUCUGUAUAUAUCGUCCCUGUGAGCAA